Chlorocebus sabaeus (green monkey) is the source of this 4309-nucleotide messenger RNA. The record is from RefSeq and is a predicted model, not a curated record. NCBI's taxonomy places the organism in Eukaryota, Metazoa, Chordata, Mammalia, Primates, Cercopithecidae.
UAGGACCAACUCCCGCCAACACGCAGGCGCCGUAGGUUCACUGCCUAGUCCUGCCCGCCAUUUCACGUGUUCCCAGAGGCAGGUGGAACUUCUUAAUGCGCCUGCGCAAAAUUCGCCAUUUUGCUACACGUGCGGUCAACAAGCGUUCUUUGCAAAAAAACUGUGACCUCCUGGCUAACUGCUUUUCUAAUACAUAGUGUUAAUCAUGCUUUGCCAAGCGACUUGACUGUAAUAUUUACGCGUGGAAGAUUAAAAAGGCGUUAAACACCCCAGGUAGAUUCAAACAUGAAUGAUUGGUCGGUUGGCCAAUCAGACUGGUUAACAAUAAUAUUACUCGAGAACCAAUUGACUCCAAGGGGUGGAGACACGUAGAACGCCCAAAAGAAUGACGUUACACAGCAAUGUGGCACCACAGGCCAAUAGCAAGGGGAAGCGAUUUCAAAUGUCCAAUCAGAGCUGUUCCAGGGCGGAGUCUACCAAUGCCGAAAGCGAGGAGGCGGGGUAAAAAAGAGAGGCCGAAGGUAGGCUGGCAGAUACGUUCGUCAGCUUGCUCCUUUCUGCCCGUGGACGCCGCCGAAGAAGCAUCGUUAAAGUCUCUCUUCUCCCUGCCGUCAUGUCUAAGUCAGAGUCUCCUAAAGAGCCCGAACAGCUGAGGAAGCUCUUCAUUGGAGGGUUGAGCUUUGAAACAACCGAUGAGAGCCUGAGGAGCCAUUUUGAGCAAUGGGGAACGCUCACGGACUGUGUGGUAAUGAGAGAUCCAAACACCAAGCGUUCCAGGGGCUUUGGGUUUGUCACAUAUGCCACUGUGGAGGAGGUGGAUGCAGCUAUGAAUGCAAGGCCACACAAGGUGGACGGAAGAGUUGUGGAACCAAAGAGAGCUGUCUCAAGAGAAGAUUCUCAAAGACCAGGGGCCCACUUAACUGUGAAAAAGAUAUUUGUUGGUGGCAUUAAAGAAGACACUGAAGAACAUCACCUAAGAGAUUAUUUUGAACAGUAUGGGAAAAUUGAAGUGAUUGAAAUCAUGACUGACCGAGGCAGUGGCAAGAAAAGGGGCUUUGCCUUUGUAACCUUUGACGACCAUGACUCCGUGGAUAAGAUUGUCAUUCAGAAAUACCAUACUGUGAAUGGCCACAACUGUGAAGUUAGGAAAGCCCUGUCAAAGCAAGAGAUGGCUAGUGCUUCAUCCAGCCAAAGAGGUCGAAGUGGCUCUGGAAACUUUGGUGGUGGUCGUGGAGGUGGUUUCGGUGGGAAUGACAACUUCGGUCGUGGAGGAAACUUCAGUGGUCGUGGUGGCUUUGGUGGCAGCCGUGGUGGUGGUGGAUAUGGUGGCAGUGGGGAUGGCUAUAAUGGAUUUGGUAAUGAUGGUGGUUAUGGAGGAGGCGGCCCUGGUUACUCUGGAGGAAGCAGAGGCUAUGGAAGUGGUGGACAGGGUUAUGGAAACCAGGGCAGUGGCUAUGGCGGGAGUGGCAGCUAUGACAGCUAUAACAACGGAGGCGGAGGCGGCUUUGGCGGUGGUAGUGGAAGCAAUUUUGGAGGUGGUGGAAGCUACAAUGAUUUUGGCAAUUACAACAAUCAGUCUUCAAAUUUUGGACCCAUGAAGGGAGGAAAUUUUGGAGGCAGAAGCUCUGGCCCCUAUGGCGGUGGAGGCCAAUACUUUGCAAAACCACGAAACCAAGGUGGCUAUGGCGGUUCCAGCAGCAGCAGUAGCUAUGGCAGUGGCAGAAGAUUUUAAUUAGGUAAGUAAGCACCUUUUUGUGUGUGGACAUAAUUUUUUAAAUUGCUGAUGAACCCAAUAACCCUAAUGUAGCUGAGCAGUGCAACAUAGUUAACAUUAUAAUUGCAGUAAUUGUGGAUAUAAAGUUAAUAUUCAGAUCAGCAAAAUUUGUGGGAAGCAAACUUGAUAUUGGAUUGUAGCCUUGAGUCUUAAUAUGUUUAGAUUAACAACUUUAUUCCAUAUUGUUCAACAGGAAACAAAGCUUAGCAGGAGAGGAGAGCCAGAGAAGUGACAGGGAAGCUACAGGUUACAACAGAUUUGUGAACUCAGCCAAGCACAGUGGUGGCAGGGCCUAGCUGCUACAAAGAAGACAUGUUUUAGACAAAUACUCAUGUGUAUGGGCAAAAAACUCGAGGACUGUAUUUGUGACUAAUUGUAUAACAGGUUAUUUUAGUUUCUGUUCUGUGGAAAGUGUAAAGCAUUCCAACAAAGGGUUUUAAUGUAGAUUUUUUUUUUUUUUUUGCACCCAUGCUGUUGAUUGCUAAAUGUAAUAGUCUGAUCGUGACGCUGAAUAAAUGUCUUUUUUUUAAUGUGCUGUGUAAAGUUAGUCUACUCUGAAGCCAUCUUGGUAAACUUCCCCAACAGUGUGAAGUUAGAAUUCCUUCAGGGUGAUGCCAGGUUCUAUUUGGAAUUUAUAUACAACCUGCUUGGGUGGAGAAGCCAUUGUCUUCGGAAACCUUGGUGUAGUUGAACUGAUAGUUACUGUUGUGACCUGAAGUUCACCGUUAAAAGGGAUUACCCAAGCAAAAUCAUGGAAUUAUUGGUUAUAAAAGUGAUUGUUGGCACAUCCUAUGCAAUAUAUCUAAAUUGAAUAAUGGUACCAGAUAAAAUUAUAGAUGGGAAUGAAGCUUGUGUAUCAUCCAUUAUCAUGUGUAAUCAAUAAACGAUUUAAUUCUCUUGAAUGAAAUGACAACUGUAUGGAUUUGGGACUGGCAGAGAUUUGGACUUUCCCUACCCACUCCCCUUGAUGAUGUUGAAUGCUUCUAUCACAAUUCAAGUUCAAAGCUCUGCCAGGGAAUAGAAACUAGCUGCUGGCUAAUGCCGCUCCAUAAAUCCACAGAUUUGAAGUGUUUGGGAGGCCUUUUAAAAAUAAGCAAUAUCAGAAAGUAUUUUAAUGAACAUAAAGAUAGGCUUACAUUAAAGGAAAACUGCAGUUUGACUGGGUUCUGGUUGGGUGGGCCUUCAGAGGUUUUAUCAGUUAACUAUACUAAUUUGGAGAUGAAAACCAUACCGAUAGAAACUAAAUUUUUCUACGUAAUUUCAUGUUAACUGCAGUUUCCCUUAUGGCACAAGGUCACACAAUCUACCUAAAAUGUUAAUUGUAUAGAAAAUGAUUUCUAAACCUUUAACAGUUAAUAUCCAAUAAUGUGUUAUUUGUACAUAGAUUCUUUUGAGCCUUACCUUUGGUGCUCUCAAUUUCAGUGCUAUUGUACCUAGUAGCAUAGAGAUUUGUUUAUCAAUAGUACUGUAUAUUCAUUCCAUCCCAUGGGUGUGUUGGAAGUUUGGGGAGGAGGGUGGUGGGAGGUGGGUGGGAGGUGGUGGUGGGUGGGAAAGCAUGGGUGAUAGUCCAUGAUACUGGCUGAGUUUGCAAUAGCAGGUGGAACCUUAACUAUUGAGGGAGUUUGCAGAUACCUCAGGAUUCGUGACAAUGCCUUUAAAGAUCCAGGAGAGAUGUUCAGCUACUAGGAACUGCUAGCAAGUAUAGCGCGAAUGGCUCCGAGCUCAGACACUCUACAGCUGAGAGUAGACACUUGUGGUAUGUGGAGUACAGAUAAGCCAGGGGCAGGCCACGGCACGCUCCAUGAAAGCUAGGAGGGAGUGAAAUUUCAGUGAUCAUCGCAAGGAAGGAGGCAGACAAGAGUAAGGCACACCUGACUCUUAGGACUAGCAGUCAGAACCAGGAGGAAAGGUUUUAUUGCUAUGCGGGUAGGUAAGAACAGAUUUUACUUACAUCCAUAUAGUUGCUUAAAGUCCAGUUUUCUGUUAAACAUUUUUCUUAAUAUAUUGAGCCAAAACUAGUCCAGUUAAGCUGAACUUGGUUUUUCUGGAGAUGAAUUAUUUUAAAUUGACACCCUAUUGGUGGCUCCCAGUUGAAGGAAGUGAGCACAUUAUUUGUACUGUGAAUAUAAAUUUUUACCCUUUUAUUUAUCUUCCUUUGACCCAUUUCCUUAAAGUAACGGCUCAAAGUAAUAGACUCUUCCCCAUAUGGUGGGGGGAUGGGUGGGCUAUUAAUGGGAGGUAUGGGGGGUUUAGCUUGAGAUGGGACUUGGUCUUAGAAGAGAGCUACUUCUAAAGGCUGUUUACUUUUCUAGGGAGGAGUCUGCUACUAGUCUUAUCAGCUCUUAAAAACAGAAACUCACCUGUCCAAGUUCGUGGCAGAAAGGAACGUCCUUGUGAAGACCUUUAUCUGAGCCACUGUGCUUCGUUAAUCACUGCCAUGCAGUUGACAUGAGCUGUUCUACAGCUCAAAUUCCAUUUUGUAAAUGGGGUUUUUUGUGUUUUGUGUUUUUUUUUAAAUAAACUGUAUUUAACUUA